Diabrotica balteata is the source of this 1047-nucleotide messenger RNA. The record is from the annotation of a GenBank genome assembly. NCBI's taxonomy places the organism in Eukaryota, Metazoa, Arthropoda, Insecta, Coleoptera, Chrysomelidae.
AUGGACGCGGGAACAUCCACCCCGUAUGCGCAAGACGAGGACGCCUCGUACCUAAUAGCGAGCGACCAUCUGUCGGACGCUUCAGACAAUGCAAAUAACUUUCCCGCGCGAAACUUCAAUGCCAUUAGGCAGAUGUUUAAUAACCCUGAGAAGACGACGCCCAGAAGAGAAGGCGCGAAAAGACCGUGUCCCAGCCUUGGACAGAGCCCAGUAACCGAGAAGAAAAAAAUUAGAGAUGACAGCAAUUACUCCUACGAAGAGCAAAUACAGAUGUUAGUGAAGAAAAUCGAAGAAAUGCAGGAUACACAAGCUGUCCUGAUCGAACAAUUGAAGGAGCUAAGAGCAGAAAUCAAACAAAAAGAUGACGAAAACCGAAAGAAAAACCCGAUCAAGACCACAGAGAAGACCAAAAAAGAACAAGUCAAGCCCGUAGAAAAGCCAAAAAUAAUAAACACGGGAAAACCCAAAAAGAAGGCAGAAGAAGAAGUCCUCGCAGACACUCUGACAGCCUACAACCACAUAAGUGGCGACGAAGGUGAUCAGAUGGACACCAGCGACUACGAAGACGGCGGCGAAUGGCAAAGAUUUACACCCCGUAAAGCCAAGAAGCAACAAGCCCAAGAAACUAAGAAAAUCAGUAUUGUUGAAAAACAGACUAAAAUUAUACAAAAACGUCAAGAAAAAGAAAUGGACAAAACCAUAAAAACCAGUCAGGCGAGAAGAAUCGAAAAAGAAAACAACGAACCUCAGCCAACAUCCUUGGCUGCUCUUCCAAUGGCAUUAGGCUGUAUCUUCGGCGGUAUCUCUCUUGCAAAAUUCGGCAGAAAAACAACCCACAUAAUCAUAUGCUUGCCGAUGUUUCUGGGUUGGAUUUUAAUGUUUCUAGCAUAUGAUAUAAAUAUGAUUUUUAUUGGAAGAUUUAUCACAGGACUUAUGACUGGAAUGGUGGCUUCAGCAUGUAGUGUAUACAUUGCUGAAACCUCAGAUCCGUCUUAUAGGGCCUUUUUGCUAGGGCUGAUUGUUGCAUGUGCUUCAUUAGGUACGUAA